AUGAACUUCGAGUUGAGCAUCAACACCCCUACGCGUCCCACGCGUUGGGUUUCCAACGAAACGCCAUCACCUCCGGUGAACAUUUCCUUCUCGACUCCGGACCGUUUCAUUUCCGAUCGGAAUUCACAGGAUAAUUCCAUAUCACAUUUCUUCCUCACAACAAAAGAGAAUGUUGUGCCACUGCGUACCGCGUCAGGUCAGAGGGCCCAUUCCUCAGUGAUGGUGACGCCGCCAAAUCGUGGCACGACGGGUGGUGGUGGUGGUGGGGCCUCUGCUCCACCCGUCUUUGGUGGUGGCGGCGGCAGUAGUGGUGGUGGAAGCCCCAGCAAAUCUGCCAAACGCGCCGCUCAAUGUAGUUACACAUGUGCACCAGAGCUCGGUACGGAACCAUACACAAAUAAACUUGCCCGUACACUUUUCCCGGGCACCCAGUCUACUGUUUUGGGGAUUAACAGUCAGGUGCAACCGCGGCCCGCACCAGAAACAGAGCAGGAGCGGUACAGCAACUCGCUGGGUGUGGUAUUCGAGGAAAAUCGGGCAAGGAAUUUUAUGUCAAGAACGUUCCGGGUUAUAUCGCGAGCUCCAGAGCGUAUUCUCGACGCGGUGGAUAUGAUAGACGACUUUUACCUUCAGCUCAUGGAUUGGUCCGCAAAGGACGUCCUCGCUGUGGGGUUGCAAGGGUCUGUCUACCUGUGGUAUGAGAAAACAUCUAACAUUGCGCAGCUCCCGUGCCAACGACCAGCCAACGGGAUCAUUUGCGGUGUUAGUUGGAGUGAGGAUGGAAAUCACUUGGCCCUGGGCGCUGACGACGGCUCAGUGGAGAUUUGGGAUGUAGAGGCGGAGCGCAUUACACGCCGAUUGCAUCACCACACGGAUCGUGUGGGGGCUCUCUCAUGGAAUGGAAGCGUCCUUUCAAGCGGCAGCAAGGACACAACCAUUCGUAUUAAUGAUCUACGGGACCCUCUAGGCACAUGGACGCUGCAGGCUCACCGGCAAAGUGUGUGUGGUUUGCGCUGGUCACCUGAUGGAUUGCGCCUGGCAAGUGGUGGAAACGACAAUCAACUUCUGCUCUGGGACAUGCGCACUUUAUCCAUGAACUCAACACCCUCCAUGUUACUCAAUAAGCACACAGCAGCGGUAAAAGCAAUUGCGUGGAAUCCAGUGCAACACAAUCUUCUGGUUAGUGGCGGCGGUUCUGAUGACAAGAUGUUGCGCUUCUGGAACACGUCGACCGGUGAGUGCAUAAGCAACUUUAACGCAGAAAGCCAGGUGUGUGGCGUACUGUGGAACCAUGGCGGUACAGAACUUGUAAGUUCCCAUGGCUAUUCCCACAAUCGCCUUACAAUUUGGAAGUACCCAACGAUGCGGCGCGUUGCGGACUUGGCAGGGCAUACGUCACGUGUUCUGCACAUGUGCAUGUCAACUGAUGGGGAGGUGGUGGUAUCCGCAGCAGCUGAUGAGACAAUUAGGUUUUGGCGUUGCUUCUCCCCAUGCGAACAAACAAAUUACUGCCGAACCCGACACGAGAGCCAUCGUGACCCGAAUUGCGUACCACCCGGACUGGGGGUAAAUGCGCUUCAGUUGGACACAAGCCUGCGUGAUGAGCUCCCCUUGCGCUGA
Molecule: messenger RNA, 1620 nt
Organism: Trypanosoma brucei brucei TREU927
Lineage: Eukaryota; Euglenozoa; Kinetoplastea; Trypanosomatida; Trypanosomatidae
Product: cell division cycle protein, putative
Exons: 1
Coding region: 1-1620 (539 amino acids)
Biological process (GO): positive regulation of anaphase-promoting complex-dependent catabolic process; anaphase-promoting complex-dependent catabolic process; positive regulation of ubiquitin protein ligase activity
Cellular component (GO): anaphase-promoting complex
Molecular function (GO): protein binding; anaphase-promoting complex binding; ubiquitin ligase activator activity
Source: RefSeq, a predicted model, not a curated record